AUGAGUGCGCCUAUGCUCCCUGCAAUGCACUUGUCGUCGACGGAUGGCAUGCAGGAAUUCGUUGCUCUCGAUUUACCGAGUAGCAGCAAGUUCAGCGUCUCAUACGCCUCCACAAGCCGUCAGAACAUGAUGGCUUCUCAUCACGAACGGAGGUCGUCGUUUAGCUCCUCAGAGGGCGAGAUGCUUAGCUUAGAAGGGGAGCCGUUGGAAGGGGAUAACUCCGGAGACAUCUACCGAACAGAGGAACCUAGCACCCCACUGUUAGGUUAUGGCUCAGAUUUGCCAAAUACUCAGGAUGAUGAUCUCCUCAAACCCUCAUCACUGCUCUCAAGGCGUUACUCCAUGCCUCUGCCUUCGCAACUUGCCCAAUUACAGCAUCCUCACAGACCUGGCCCCUCAUUACCCGUCCGCUCCGAUUCUUAUUUCUCUUCCGCUCAAUCUGCUCAAGUUCAUGAACUCUCAGUGGAGCUCGCGGACGCCAGCCAGAUGAUUAUUCAGACCAUGCUGCAGAUAUCGCCACCUCAGGUUCUGGACCCCACAAAGGAACAGUUGUCAGCAUGUUCUCUUUCAGUGCCUACCUCUUCCAUUUCUGCCAUAUUCACUGCCAUGAAGAAUAUAAAUUAUAUCUCUGCGAACAUGUCGGCCUUCUGCAGCGAACCAAUGAGCCCACGCGCUGCAGAGAAAUCUCCCGCACGCUUAAGCCCACCGAUCCUCAACGAAUUUGAUAUUGGGGAGACGCUGCAGUGUGUUGGCGAUGUUCUGAGUGGCGCUGCGGCUGAGGCUGGCGUGGAUUUGGUAAUUUAUCAUGGCGACGUUAGUCUGAAGCACAUCUACGUUCUCGGCGACGAGAGUGCAAUCUCUUACGCUCUUUGUCAUAUCGUCCGGCAAGUCCUACACACUGCUCAGCGAGGAGACUCAAUAGAGCUUGGCCUCCUUGUCACGCCGGUCAAUACGCACCCGGACCCCCCGAAUGUUGUUUCUCUGGACGAUGAACAGUUGAGAGAUUUACCAAGUCUGGCGGGUUCUGCCUUUCAGUUUACCAUUCGAAUAUCACACAAAUACGGGCCCUCGGAAUUAGACCAGGGAACAAGUCGGUCGAACACCUCAGAAUCACCAACCCGCCCCAGAGCAUCAUUUUCAGCGCAGCUGUUACACCAAAUACUUGACCAGAUUGAUGGAACUCUGGAGCCCGAACUCUUAAUUCCUGAAUCACUUACAAGUGGGCGUACAUGCGAUCUUCGGUUCACCUUGCAGAGUGUAGCUUCUCCUCCGAGAACGCCUAUACAAGAGUUUGGAACAGAAAGUGGUGGCAGCCCCGAACCAAGUAUUGAAUUACUGACAACGUUUGUGGAAUCGUUGAAGGGAAAAAAGACAACGUUAUAUGCGAGCUCUAAACGUUCUUUCGCACAACAUCUUACAAGCUAUCUGACAGCUUGGGGAAUGGAUGUUAGCCACGUUUCACCUGACGGAAAUGUCGACGGAGUGACUGAUUCCCCAAUAUCCCCACCCCCAGCUAAAAACCAAACGCCGCAAGUCUUAUCAGCCUAUCAUGCGAACGCAGAAGGCACCCUAGGAUCCGGUGUCCUAUUCAAUGCAGAAUCCACACAACCGCUGACAGAGUCACCUUUGUUUAUCUUGAUUGACGAUAACGUUGACAUUCUUAAAGAGCGUCUUCAAGCGUUACGGAUAGAACAAAAUCAACCGUCGUCAUACCGCAAUCCACGCAAGCGUCCCUCUUUAGCCGCCAACCAUCGACCACGAUCGUCACCUCACUUAGCCCGUCUGCUGGGGCAAAACACUACACUUCGCCAACCGGUGCCUGCGACUAUAAUGAUGUUUGCCAGUCUUUCUAAAUACAAAUUAUUGAAGGAUGUUAUGCAAAGUAUCGUGACUUCUUACACUGCGUCUUCUAUCCCUUUGCCAGAAGUUAUGAUAAUCCCCAAACCUGCUGGACCCCGUCGCUGUCUGACCGCACUUCACACAGCAGUUACAAAACCAACUGUGGACUCCUCAUUCAUACCUAUCGCAACGUCUCCUACGAGUCCUGGCGUCAACACACGAACGUCAUUUUUCAGCAGUCGCCACAAUAGUGUGAGCAGCAACCCUCCUGCCAGUCCCUCCUCAACCACCUCCACAACCAAAUCCCGGCCUGUUGGCUCUCGCUCCGAUUCCGAUCGUUCCACUAGAUCCACGAAAGAUAUUUUGGAGCAACCAUCAAAUCUUCCUCCCUCACCCCUUGCACUACCUGACAACGUUGAAUAUUUCUCGGCAGCAGCCCAAAAGUUAGGAACUUCUCCCUCUUCAGGGCUUGUCAUUCAGAGCCCAGAUGGCCAGCCCGCUGGCAUCUAUUUCCACCCUCGCAGCAAAGGCUCGCGGAACCCAUCCAGUCAAUUAAUGGAAAGAGAUAAAGGCCAAUUGGGAGUGCCGCCCCCUCGUAAGGCGUCCGCGUCAAGAUUAACUCCCAACAGCUUCGGUGAAGCCGUUGUUUCGUUUUCGUCAUUGCACGCAGCUAUGUCCCCUAAAACCACGUCAUCUGAGUCUGGCGAAGGAGGCCUUUCGCAGUCCAUCUCAUCGCUCAAUGUUCAAAUUCCUGAUAGGCAGCCAACACCUCCAAGUUCAAUGCCAUCGCUUGCCUCUAGUAUCCUUGCACCUGUCCCACGUCGACCAUCUGAAAGCAACCGCAAUCUAUCUCCACCUCCACAAUCCCCUUACCCUGAGGGCACACCUUCUCGACGGAGUUACAACAAACGCCCGUCACCUCAAGACAAGGAUUCGUUCAAUAAAAAGGGGAAGGCGCCAGCUGAUGGUAACAUCGUUCCGCCCAUUAGUGUCCUGAUUGUUGAUGAUAACCCAAUCAAUCAGACCAUUCUUUCGACCUUUAUGAAAAAGAAGAAGAUUACUUAUCAAUUGGCGAGCAAUGGACAAGAAGCCGUUGAAAAAUGGCGCACAGGACAGUUUCAUUUGAUUUUGAUGGAUAUCCAAAUGCCUGUCAUGGACGGGAUUCAAGCAACAAAGGAGAUACGGCGCCUAGAAAAGAGCAACGCAGCAUCUGGGUAUCCACCUAAUCUAACACCCUCCACCGAAACAGAAGGGCAAAGGACACCAUCAGAAUCAUCAGUGUCUGCUACGUCGUCGGAGAGUCGACCGCCCGCCUCGCCUUAUCGCUCUUCUGUAAUCAUCGUCGCCCUCACCGCUUCAUCGCUACAGAGUGAUCGUGUUGCUGCGCUUGCAGCUGGGUGCAAUGACUUUUUGACCAAGCCUGUGUCGCUCCUCUGGCUGAACAACAAGAUUAUCGAAUGGGGCUCUAUCAAAGCUUUGCAAAUGUGGGCUGAUGUUCGCCCCGACGCCAUGCGAAAUAUGAACACUGGACAAGCGGCGCAAGCUCGCAAUGUUGCCGAGCGACUGAACAUCCCCAAAGGUCGCGCAACGCCAUCGCCGAGCCGCUUACAGGAGAAUGCUGCGGCCAUCGCACUUGCAUCACCUGCAGGAUCAAGUAUAAUUCCCAGUUUCGUCCCCGGCGGUCUCUCUGGAACCUGCACCGACAACAGUACCCCAACCUGCCCACCGAACGAAUCGUUCCGAGCAAGUUUCGACUCGCCACUUGAAACUGCCCUUACUGACUUAUCGAAAGUCCAACCUUUCACCAGGAGGUUCUCCGACAUCGCUGAUCAUACACCAACACAAAGUUCUGUGAAGACUGAUGCUACUCGUAGUUCAAGCUCAGAUUCAUUAACGCCUACAGCUACCUUACCUGAGACAUUAUCUAAUGACGGCGAGGAGAUUCGGGAGAAUGGCCAUGCUGGCGCCUUACGCCCCCGUCCACCAGACAGAGACACAUCUGUCAAUAAAGUACCCUUGCCAUGA
Laccaria bicolor S238N-H82 is the source of this 3864-nucleotide messenger RNA. RefSeq lists its product as uncharacterized. The record is from RefSeq and is a predicted model, not a curated record. NCBI's taxonomy places the organism in Eukaryota, Fungi, Basidiomycota, Agaricomycetes, Agaricales, Hydnangiaceae. Gene Ontology annotation, biological process: phosphorelay signal transduction system. The coding region runs from base 1 to 3864 and encodes 1287 amino acids. The transcript is spliced from 5 exons.